CCCAGUUCCAUGAUUAAAUGAUUCAACCAACAAAAUAUCCUAAAAAACUGUUCUGAAAAAAGCGAGAAAGGGAAGAAAUUUGUAGGAUCAUUUGAGAGAGAAAGGGAAAAGAAAAAUUAUGGUAAUGGGAGAAGAGAGUCCGAGAAGCCCAGAGGCGAAGGUGGGGAUGCAAGUAGAAGAUUUAUGGGACAUUCAAGAACCGCAGCUCAGUCCUACUGAAAAACUUAAUGCUUGCUUUGAAAGCAUCCCUGUUUCUGCCUUUCCUCCUGCCCCUCUUCAUCAAGGGAUUGAGAUAAGAUCGGACAGUAGUUUAGCUGAGGCGGUUCAAAUUUUGGCUGAGCAUAAGAUUCUCAGUGCGCCUGUGGUGGAUGUUGAUGCACCUGAUCAUGCUAGUUGGAUUGAUAGAUACAUUGGUAUUGUUGAGUUUGCUGGAAUUGCUGUUUGGAUUCUUCAUCAGUCGGAACCUCCAUCUCCGAGGAGUCGUAGCGGUGGGAAUGCUCUGGCUGCAGCAACAAAUGGGGCGAUAUCUCCUUUAGAACAGCAGGUACUAGGCCCGGAAUCUGCUGCAGCCACCCCCGGAAGCUUUUUCGAAUCCUUAACUUCCUCUGAAUUGUACAAGAGCACACAGGUGAGAGACAUCUCGGGAUCUUUUCGUUGGGCCCCAUUUUUAGCUUUGCAGACAUCGAAUUCCUUCUUGACUAUGCUCUUACUUUUAUCAAAGUACAAAAUGAAGAGCAUACCAGUUGUGGACUUGGGGGAGGGAAAGAUUGAGAACAUCAUCACACAAUCAGCUGUGAUUCACAUGUUAGCAGAAUGUGCAGGGCUUCAAUGGUUUGAAAGAUGGGGAACAAAGACGGUAUCCGAGCUCGGUCUUCCAAUGAUGUCACCAGCUUCUAUUGUCAAGGUGUACGAGGACGAACCCGUUUUACAAGCAUUCAAACUUAUGAGGAAGAAGAGGGUUGGAGGUAUACCUGUUAUUGAAAAGGGUGGUAGAGCAGUAGGCAACAUUAGUUUAAGAGAUAUUCAUUUCUUGCUCACUGCACCAGAAAUCUACCACGAUUACAGAUCGAUAACGGCGAGAAACUUCCUAACUGCUGUUAGAGACUACUUAGAGAAGCACGAAGAGUCCUCUCCAAUGCUAAGCAACAUGAUUACGUGCAAGAAGGACAACACAAUAAAGGAUCUGAUUUUGAUGCUUGACUCGAAGAAGAUCCAUCGUGUGUAUGUUGUCGACGAUGAUGGCAAUCUAGAAGGAGUUAUCACUCUCAGAGACAUCAUCUCGAGGUUAGUCCACGAACCGCGUGGUUACUUUGGCGAUUUCUUUGACGGUGUUCUGCCAUUGCCUCAAAACAGUCGGGUUUGAAAACGAAAUACUUGCCAGGAGCAACAACAAGUCCUGAUAUUGGUUUCAAAUUACUUAGGAUUAACAUUUUGGGUCUCUUAAUUCAGUGUUGUGUUCGAGUGUGUUCACUAAUCCUUCGUCUUUGAUGGUUUGUUGGAUGGAUUGAACGUGCGGGAGUGUAAUAUAGACAAUGGAUAGAUAACCUGUAAAUAGUUCUCUUUGUAUUUGCCACUUUUUCUAUAAAUUUUUCGUUGGCUUUUGUUCGGUGGCAUGGCAUGACAUAAUAAGAGGAAUGGAAAAAUAACACUAAUGCUUUCGGAUGUGAUAUAUAAUUAAAUUUACGGUUGUUUUCUUA
Cucumis sativus (cucumber) is the source of this 1697-nucleotide messenger RNA. Its product is annotated as SNF1-related protein kinase regulatory subunit gamma-1. The transcript is spliced from 6 exons. The coding region runs from base 119 to 1363 and encodes 414 amino acids. The record is from RefSeq and is a predicted model, not a curated record. Lineage: Eukaryota; Viridiplantae; Streptophyta; Magnoliopsida; Cucurbitales; Cucurbitaceae.